AUGCCUCUCUUCGGUCACAAGAACAAUGCUCCUGUCGAGCCUACCCCCAACACCCGCACUCACCCAAACGCUCGACAUUCGGUGUCAUCUUCGAGUGGGAGCCCACGCCGAGGACUCUUCGGCGGCCGCCGCUCCUCGUCAUCCGAUCUUCACGACCCUCACCGGACCAGCACCAAUAAGCGAAGCUCCGGAGGACUGUUCAAAAGAGAUGUCGAAGACCCGUCUAUCGUUUCGGCACGCGAACGCGUUGCUUCCGCAGAAAGGGCGGAGCAUGAGGCCGAUCGUGCAUUGGUCCAGGCAAGAGCUGCCGUCCGAGAGGCGAGGGAUCACGUCAAACUGAUUGAGCAUGAGGCUGCUGAAGAGGCACGCCUAGCAAAGAUUAAGCAGAAGAAUGCCAAAGAUAUCUCCAAGAGAGCCAAGCCACUGGGUCGACAUGACCACUACUAG
Messenger RNA from Capronia epimyces CBS 606.96, 447 nucleotides. RefSeq lists its product as uncharacterized. The coding region runs from base 1 to 447 and encodes 148 amino acids. The record is from RefSeq and is a predicted model, not a curated record. NCBI's taxonomy places the organism in Eukaryota, Fungi, Ascomycota, Eurotiomycetes, Chaetothyriales, Herpotrichiellaceae. The transcript has 3 exons.